AUGGGAGUGCGGUUUGCGUCACAGUACAAGAAGGAGCACUACGUGGACCCCGAGCCCCAAAUUGGUGACUACCCGAACUUGCCGCAUAAGUUUGCUGAGGCUCGGCCUCAUCGCGGCUGGUGGGAUAGACAGAUGCGUCGUAAUUUCGGCGAGCCCAUUGCUGAGCAAGAUGAGAUUCUUAACAUGUGGGCGCCCACGCAGUACUGGUCGCCUGGAUGGAAGCAGGUUGCAAAGAUGUGGACUGGCGUUAUUGUGACUAUUGGCUCUGUGUAUUAUUUGAUCUCGCAGGCCAGAUCCGAGAGACCCUAUCUGCGCGCGUAUUAUCCCAACGGACUCAAGGAAGAGCUCGGUGGUGUUCCGGAGGCAUCAACACCCGGAUCCAAGUAA
Molecule: messenger RNA, 387 nt
Organism: Kickxella alabastrina
Lineage: Eukaryota; Fungi; Kickxellomycota; Kickxellomycetes; Kickxellales; Kickxellaceae
Exons: 3
Coding region: 1-387 (128 amino acids)
Cellular component (GO): mitochondrion
Source: RefSeq, a predicted model, not a curated record